This is a messenger RNA of Moesziomyces aphidis, 5226 nucleotides long. The record is from the annotation of a GenBank genome assembly. Lineage: Eukaryota; Fungi; Basidiomycota; Ustilaginomycetes; Ustilaginales; Ustilaginaceae.
AUGGCCGCUCACGAAACGGAUCAGCCGAGUUCGGUUGCUGAGAAGGUCUGGCCAGGAAAGGCUGUAGCUGACUUACCCGGUGCCGCUGUGAGCAUGGUCGCCUCUGCCACAUCACAGACUUCCGAGGUGUUUCGUCUUCCUCCCAGUCACCACCAUCCUAGAGCACCGCCGUCUCCCCGUACUGAUCCAGCAUCGAAGCCGACUAGCAUCACAGCACACCUAACUACUCAUAGACCUCUAGGUCAGAGCCAUCUGCAUCGCACUCACUUUCCAACUCUCGACGACGCUCGGUGCCAGUUCGAACUGCACUCGGCCAACGGCAUCCCAGCUCAUCGACCCGCCCGCUACCACCUGGCUGAGCCAGCCUUCCCCACGCAGCUGUGCACCAUUAGCGAGCCAUUCAGCGACCCGAUCGAGUGCACUGCACUGCACUGCACUGCACUGCACCGCACUGCUCCACCCGUCCCUCUCGCUGACUACUGCGAUCCGCUGCAUGCCGCGCCCCUCGUCGAUUCUCGUGCUUCUCCCGCUCCAGCGCCGUCGGCUCUUGCUGCGCUCUUGGCUGGAUCUGCAAAACUGACCUGGCUACAAGCCUACCCACUCUGCAUUCUCUCCUCUCCGCCCCGACCCAACGCAAACUCGUACACUCUCUCUUCGCCUUGCCGCGCCGCCCUGCCAUCCGGCGGUCAUCCAUUCCGACCCACGCCUUCCGCUGCCAGCGUCCUUCGCAAGUCCUUUGUCUUUCUCCUGGCACCGCGUCGCCUCGCAGCUUUCUCAUCCGGCAUCCAUCUGCCUCACUCCACCCUCGACGAUACUCCGCCUCCUCCUUCGCGCAAACGACCCGUCACAGAGGCAGACGUCGACACUUCGCCCCUAUCGCUCCCCGACAAAGAGUCCAGCUCCACCUUCCCGGCAGCCUUGGCCGCCGCCUCCUCCUCCGUCCAAAAGAGGGCGCGAUUCGAGAGCCCCGGCGGUGGUCCCGCUCCUGCCACCAACAACACCUCUUUACCCAUCAACACCGAGUCCUUCCCGCCUCACUACACCCCUCUGCCCCCCACCAAGGCCACAAACCCUAGAGCCGCACAUCCCGUCCGCUCCAACAGCACUUUCGGCUCCUUCCACUCCUCCGCUUCCGGUACCUCCAACAGCAACCCCAACUCGCCCUCCAACGCCAGUUCCAACCCCAUCUCGCGCAGGUCGCACGCAUCCACACUCGACCCACGCUCGCCCCCGGCCCCUCUGGUGCCCUUCCCAGCCGGCUCGUCCUCCUACUUCGCCGACUCGUCCGCCAGGAUGUUCGAUCUCGAUGAGUCAGUCAGGGCGCUGUACUUUGCGCCCACCCCCAUCGUCGUUCUCGACCACAAUCGCAGGAUCCGCAUGAUGAAUCGUCCGUGCGAGAGCAUCUUCCUCAUGACCGGUGUCAGUUGCAUGGGUCAAACCAUGGACAGACUCAUCAUCGAAAAGCACCGCGCCGACUUCACCACCGCUCUCAACGAGGCUGCACAGGUGCGAGCCACCGCCGCAUGGGCUCCCCCCGUCCUCACCCGCCUCACCUUCCUCCAGGAUGACCAGAAGAUGUUUUCCGCCGACAUGAACAUCUCGGCGUGGCAUCCCACCGAUGAGGUCUUCUCCGAGACCUUCAACAACCACUUUGCGCGCUCCCUGUCGGGCGACGCGGAAAAGAGCGUCGACCUGGACAACGAGCCCUCGCCUGGCACGCCGCAACGCAUGGACUCGAUGGAGACGCGCGCAUCCACCCUGCCCCACGAGUCCUACUUCACCAUUAGCAUCGUUCCCACCCGCCUCGCCGAGAGACGCAUGAGCCCUGCCGAUCUCGAAACGACCAAGGCGGAAGAGCUCAAGGAAGGUGUGUUCCAUACCAUCGAAACUGCCAUCAUGGCGCUCUCUGCCGACGGCUCCACCGUCGUGCGCAACCGCGCUUGUGACGAGUUGCUUCAGAUGUUCCAAAAGAAGAAUCCUCAGGACAAGCCCAAGAAGGACAACGCCCCCAAGAAACCCACCAAGGACGGCCUCGAAGUCGAUCUUUCCUGGCUUUCUGACGUCAUGGACUGCUACACCGAAGAUUUCAGCGAGCCUUUCCCUGAACAGAACUGGCCGAUCUACCGCGCAGCCAUCCUCGGCCAACUCACCAAGCCUGUCCGCAUCGGAUGCGUUGCCACCGACACAGGCGCGAGGCGUGUAUACGAGAUCGUGGCCAAGCCGGUACGUGGAGCUGGUGGAUUCGGUGAGCAUGUGGGUGGUGUCAUCACUCUCAUCGAUGUAACCGAUACCGACAAGCAGCGUAAACUCGAGGUGGAACAGAAGGGCGAAGAGUACUUCCGCACCAUCUGCGACAGUAUGCCCCAACUUCUCUGGACCGCAUAUGCCGAUGGACACCACGAUUGGUACAACGAGGGCUGGUACCGUUACACUGGUCUCAACCGCCAGGACUCGUCUGGUGUAGGAUGGCAGCAGGUCUUCCACGAGGAUGACAUGGUCGAGACCAACAAGCGUUGGUCUCAUUCUCUGCGCACCGGCGAACCUUAUCAGACCAUGUAUCGGUGCAGAAAGUACGAUGGCAGCUGGAAGUGGAUGCUGGGCCGUGCCCUGCCCCUUCGCGAUCAGAAUACCGGGAAAAUCAUCAAGUGGUACGGCAGCUGCACCGACUGCGACAACGAGGUCAAGGCGCUGGAAGCGUCGCGCAAGUCGCAAGCGCAGCUGACGAGCGUCAUCAACCAUGCGCACGUCACCAUCUGGGCCAUCGACCGUGAUGCCAUCAUCACCAUCGCCGAGGGUCCUGGUGUGCGUUCGCUCCGCCUCGCUCCUGGCACGCCCAAUGGCUCGGACGGCGAUGGCUCAGGCUCUGGCAACUCGAUGUCCGGCUCCAUUCCUGGUGGCGGCGCCGUACAUGCACGCAGCGAAGACAUGAAAGACGCGGAAUCGCAGACCAACAGCCAAAGCGCGGUAAGCGGCCAGGGCAAGCGCUCGAAUCAGCGAAGCAUGAUUGGACGCAGCAUCUUCGAGGUUUGGGACUCGCCCGGAAUCCGAGAGGCCAUCAGCCGUGCACUCAACGGAGAGUCGGUUGUCCAGGAGAUGGAGAUCGAAGGUCGUUGGUUCCGCACGCAAUACACGCCGCAGCGCGAAGAGUCGUACGAGCACGACGCCAACGAAGGACCCAUCAUUGGUGUCGUCGGCGCAUCAGUGGACAUCACAGAUCGCAGGCGCGCCGAGCUCAAGCUCGAGGAAUCGAUGCACGAGAGGUCGCGUGCCCUCGCCGCCGAGACCGCGGCCAAGGAGGCUAGCAGGAUCAAGUCCGAGUUCCUCGCCAACAUGAGCCACGAAAUUCGAACGCCUAUCGCCGGUGUCAUUGGAUUGUCGGAGCUGCUGUGCGAUACGCAGCUGACCAAGGAACAGCGCGACUUCGCCGAAAACAUCCAGCGAUCCGCGGACGCUCUGCUCACCGUGAUCAACGACAUCCUCGACUUCGAGAAGCUCGAGCUUGGCAAGAUGGACCUCGAGAAGACUGCCUUCAACCUCAACGUGGUCAUCAUGGACACGCAAAAGAUGCUCACAUUUGCCACGCAGAAGAAGGGUCUCGAGUUCCGCAACGAGUGCCAGCUCAACUACACUGGUCAAAUCACUGGCGAUGCCGGCAGGUUGCGGCAGGUAUUGACCAACCUCCUGACCAACGCCAUCAAAUUCACCGCGACGGGCGCCAUCACGCUUCGGGUGAUCGAGACCUACGAGGACCCGAAGAGUCUACAUGUUCAUUUUGAAGUGCGGGACACCGGAUGUGGUAUCUCGCAGACCACGCUCAAGAAGCUCUUUCAGCCUUUCAGCCAGGCCGAUCCUUCCUUUGCUCGUCGAUUCGGCGGCACGGGUCUCGGUCUGUCGAUCUGCAAAAACUUGGUGGACCUCAUGGGCGGCACCAUCGGCCUGGAGUCCGUGGAGAACAAGGGCUCCAACGCAUGGUUCAGCAUUCCCUUCGAAAAGGUGCACUCGAUCGAAGCCGGCGGCGAUUCGUCUCCGGACGAAGAAGGCGUGUCCGAGAUGCAGAUGGAUGAGGCAACCAGCAGCCUUGGCGUGAGCGAGAAUCCCCUGCAGCGCCCUCGCAAGGACAUCUGGAUCCUGGUGGCGGAAGACAACCUCAUCAACGCUCAGAUCGCGCUCAAGACGCUCAAGAAGAUGGGCUUCAGCUGCAAAGUGGCCAAGGAUGGCCUCGAGGCGGUCGAGGAGGUCGGCAAGCAGCCUUACGACCUCAUUCUCAUGGAUUGCCACAUGCCCAACUGCGACGGCUACGAGGCGACCAAGCGAUUGCGAAAGUCCGAGAGUGUCGACAUCCGCACCACACCCAUCAUCGCCAUGACCGCCUCGGCGAUUCGAGGCGAUCGCGAAAAGUGCCUCGCGGCGGGCAUGUCGGACUACCUCUCCAAGCCGGUCAAGAGUGCUGCGCUCGAGUCGACGCUGGUCAAGUGGCUGUUUGACCCGUCCACGCGACAGUCACUCUCCAAGUAUGUGGCGCCACCGGUGCAGGGUGACUACUUUGGCGCGAAGAAGCCUGGAAGUGGCGUGCUGGAGGUGAUGAUCCCAAAGGCUGGCCAGCCCGGGUCGCCACCGCAGCUGAUCGAGCGCGACUCGACCGAGACUGUCAUGGGUCCACGCUCGAUCCAGUCGGGACGCCGCGGCUCUUUCAACCCGAUUGCCGAGCGCGAAGCGAUUGCGUCCGAGAUCGCAGCUUCCCCUUCACCCGUUCUGGCGUCGGCGCCGCAUCCUCUUCGAUCCUCGGGCGCGGAGCGGUCCGGAAGCGCGUCGCUCGACGCGCUUGCGAGCGAGGCGUCGAUGCCAGCAUCACGCAACGAGAGCGACGACGAGCCGAUCGAGUCGAUGGUGGCGGGCCCCACGCUGUCCAAGACGAGCAAGCGGCGUCUGUUGCGCCAUGGCCCGGUCAAGGUGGUGUGCAACGAUCCGAUGCCCACCAAGUUCAAGCCGGCGCCCAAGACGCUCUCGGCGCCCGAGGUUGCACUGGCGGACAAGCCGCCCAUAUUCAUCCGGCGGUCGUCGCGCGAGCAGGGCGGGCUCGGCCGCGAUCUCGAGGGCGAAGUGGUGCGCGCCAUGGAAGACGGCCAGGACGGCCCGUCGCUCGGCGUCUCGAUGGAGGAGUCGCUCGAAGAUGUCCAUGCCGAAGUCUCGCAGGAGGAGGCCGGAAAUAUCCACGUCCGCGCAUAG